AUGGGACCUUCAGCAGCCAGAGUUCAAGGGUGGACACCGCAGAACUCUACUAGUCAAUUGUUACCUUUGGAGCGUCGUAUCGGGGCUUAUAGAUUACCUUGGGGGUGGGAGGAUAUUCCGGUUAGGACUCCACCCGAGUCAGAAGCCGAUCCUGAUACGUUAACUCGCGGGGCUUCCUCCACUCGAAUUCCCGUUCAAUGUAUCGAUCCACCCGGCAGCAAGCAGGAGUUUUACAAAUUAGAGGACUUGCGCGGAGGAAAUAUUUUAGAAUCCACUAUAGUCAAAAAACCGGAUUGCGCCGUACUAUUAGGGUCUAAGCAUGGAAAGUGGAAGCACCGGUACCUAGUUUCCAGAGACGUUCUCUGUGCCUCUUCGUCGGUGUUCAGCAAUGUGGAGGGGACAUCGGUCCUAAACCGUACGUCCCCAAGCAGCAGUACUGGCGGCGUCAAAACUCAGAUGCGAUACUGGAUAUCAUUAGCUAUCGAUUGUCGCUCUGAAGACCUCAAGUUGAUAUUUCGCAUCAUACAUUUCACAACCAACGAACAGGAUAUGGAUAUCAAGUUCGAUACUUUAAGAAAGGUCGCCAGGAUUUGUAAGGCUUUCUCAUGGGGGAGAGCACUUCAAUCCUGGAACCAUGUAUGGCUUCAGAAAUAUGAAUCUAAGGCAUUGUUUCCAGGGUAUGAAGGUUGGAUGGAAAUUGCAGAUAUCAUUGGCACUAAAAAACACGUGGAAAAGCUGGUGGAGCUUCUAGCGAAUGAAUGUUCAGAGGUCAGUGAGGAGAUGGUGACUCGAUACACACCCGAUCGCAGAGAUCGUGUUUCAACGCAAUAUUGGCCAGACAACCAGCGAGCGCGAGUUUUUGAACGCAGAAAACGUAAGAUCCGCCACCUCUACGCAUCCUUAAAUUUUCUAGACAGAACCUUCAGGCACGGGAGGACCGAUGGGAAAGCUUGCCCAUCCAAGACAUGUUUGGAUUUGGCGUAUGGGUCUUUUCUGCGGUCAGUUGAAGCGAAUGGACUCAGGAACUUUUUAGAUGCUGGGGGGUCUUGGGGAUCUUCGGCAGGCGAGCUUGAAACACAAAUGCUGAAAAUUACCUUUCAAACAUUGGGGUCCGUUUACAUAACACACAGCUGCGCAAUGGGAGGGUUUCGGGACGGAUUCGCAGCUUGUAUACGAAGUCAAAAUCUCCUCAACGACAAUGGCCGCUUCUGCCAGGUUGGUAGCACGAGUAACGGCGGGUUCGAAUUUAGUGCUGAAGCUCAGAUUUUGCAAGCCCAAGGCGUUCGUGUGUCUUGCGGCUUCAUACCAAUUUCCUCCGAAGAGGAACGGACGGUUGAAAUUUGCUAUUACAUCAUCAUAUUCUGUACAAUGGGCUGUUUAAUUGCGAUGGCGGUAGCGGUAGGUAGAGGACGCUAA
Orbilia oligospora ATCC 24927 is the source of this 1416-nucleotide messenger RNA. RefSeq lists its product as uncharacterized. Bases 1 to 1416 code for a protein of 471 amino acids. The record is from RefSeq and is a predicted model, not a curated record. The transcript has 2 exons. Lineage: Eukaryota; Fungi; Ascomycota; Orbiliomycetes; Orbiliales; Orbiliaceae.